CAACAAAAACACAAAUCAAAUGAAACACUGAUUUGAGUGACAAUUAGUGGUUACCUUAAGACACAAUCAGGUGAUCAACUCGUGUCCACACAAAUGCCGGGCAUUUACAGCGUGUAUAUCAUCUCGAGAAGCGGUGGUCUUAUAUUCAACUACGACUGCGAACACAACUUCGUGUCCUCGGAGGUCGAGAAGACAUUCAGUUAUCCAUUGGAUGUGAAACUGGAUUUCAUUCACCAGAAGUUGAUCGUCAGUUUCGGACAGAGGGAUGGCAUCAGAGUUGGCUAUACGUUGCUCGCCAUCAAUGGUCAGCCCUUUAGUGGCCGCAAAAUGGAUGAUAAGGACGUUAUGGACGACAUUCUCGCCAAUGAAGACAAUUAUCCCAUAAAUCUUAAGUUUGGUUUGCAGAGACUGACCACUAAUGAGAAGAUAGUGUUGUCGUCGAUGUUUCACUCGCUGUACGCCAUCGCAGCCCUUCAGAUCUGCACCAAAGGCCGCAACGAUCGNAGACUGACCACUAAUGAGAAGAUAGUGUUGUCGUCGAUGUUUCACUCGCUGUACGCCAUCGCAGCCCUUCAGAUCUGCACCAAAGGCCGCAACGAUCGCCAGUUCCUCAAGAGCUCCGGCAUUGAAGUCAUGGAAACCAAUAACUUUCGCAUCAAUUGUCUGCAGACAACGACUGGCGUUAAGUUUCUGAUAGUCAGCGAUCUAACGGUUCCCGCAAACAAAGACCUGUUGCUUAAGAAGAUCUACGAAUUGUACACCGAUUACGCCCUUAAGAACCCAUUCUAUUCGCUUGAUAUGCCCAUCAGGUGCGAUUUAUUUGAUACCAAUUUACAGGCAAUUCUCGAGCAAAAUGAAAAGCAACCCAUUAUUAGCAAUGUUUAAAGCGAAACCUACCGUUCCCUUCAUUGUCACUGUUUUUUACUUCACCUUUUUGUUUAG
Oppiella nova is the source of this 942-nucleotide messenger RNA. The record is from the annotation of a GenBank genome assembly. Lineage: Eukaryota; Metazoa; Arthropoda; Arachnida; Sarcoptiformes; Oppiidae.